Molecule: messenger RNA, 849 nt
Organism: Diaporthe amygdali
Lineage: Eukaryota; Fungi; Ascomycota; Sordariomycetes; Diaporthales; Diaporthaceae
Product: methyltransferase domain-containing protein
Exons: 2
Coding region: 1-849 (282 amino acids)
Source: RefSeq, a predicted model, not a curated record
AUGGACGAGUCGAACCCAGUUGUCUACCGCACGGUCGGCACACGGGACAAGACCGUAGGCUGGUACGACAAAGACUUCCCCGGUAUCGAGCCCGAGGCCCGCGAGCUGCUCGAGAAGUAUUCUCAUGUUCCGCCCGACGAGGUCGACAAAUAUGUUGUCGGCAUGCGCGAUAAAGCCUGGGAGGUGCACCCCUACCCAUGCAUAGGGCAGUACCGCUUCCUCAGCCUGAGCCUGCGCAAGAAGCCCUCGUACCCGCGGGUGCUGGACGGCCUCAAGGCCGGGGCGCGGUACCUGGACAUCGGGUGCUGCGUGGGCCAGGACAUCCGCAAGCUGGUGCACGACGGCGCGCCGAGCGGGAACCUGUACGGCGCGGAACUGGAGGAGGGCUUUGUGGAGCUCGGCUACGACCUCUUCCGGGAUAAGGACACCCUCCAGGCGACGCUGAUGCGGGCGGAUGUUUUCAACCUGGGCGGGGACAGCCCCCUGGGGAAGCUGGUGGGCACGGUGGAUUUCAUCCACAUCGGCAUGGUGCUGCACCUCUUCAACUGGGAGAAGCAGCGGGAGCUGCUGGAGAACUUGGUCAAGCUGCUCAAGGCUGAGCCGCCCGGGUCGAUGAUCCUGGGGCAGACCUUGGGAGACCUGAAAGGGCAGUUGAGGCCCGGGGGCAAGAUGUUCGUUCAUGACGAGGACACUUUCAAGAAGAUGUGGACCGAGAUAUCUGAGCGGACGGGGUUGAAAUUCGAGUGCAGGCCAUUUCUGGAUGCGGGCCUGGGGAUCUCGGAGGCGAGGCGGAAAUGGGAUUGUUCGACCACAAGGCGGCUUGCAUUUGAAGUUGAGAGAGUUGGUUAA